AUGGUUUGCCAACCUGUCAAAGCUUAUUUGUCCAACCGAACAGUCAAAGCGAGUAGUGUGGCAUCCGGAGCCAAGACGGAUCUCGGGUCUGCCAUCAGGGACCACGACAGGAAGACUCUGUUUGUAGAUCUAUCAGCUUCAUGGCUAUUGUGGAUCACCCAGGAAAUAAAGUUCAGCGUACUCACAACUUCUAGCUGGCUGGCUGCUAAAGUCAGCAGUUCUUCAAGCUUCACCGGUCUUCCUGGAUGA
Messenger RNA from Podospora bellae-mahoneyi, 249 nucleotides. RefSeq lists its product as uncharacterized. Lineage: Eukaryota; Fungi; Ascomycota; Sordariomycetes; Sordariales; Podosporaceae. The coding region runs from base 1 to 249 and encodes 82 amino acids. The record is from RefSeq and is a predicted model, not a curated record. The transcript is spliced from 2 exons.